Messenger RNA from Miscanthus lutarioriparius, 393 nucleotides. NCBI's taxonomy places the organism in Eukaryota, Viridiplantae, Streptophyta, Magnoliopsida, Poales, Poaceae. The record is from the annotation of a GenBank genome assembly.
AUGGUGAAAGCAGGAGCAUGUGACAAGAAGUUUCUUAUGAACCCUCUCCAUGCAGAAUUGUUUGCUUGCCUGGUGGGUGUAAGAAUGGCAGCAUCAAUGGGGUUGUCUCGAGUUAUCUUGGAGACUGAUGCUACACUGGUCAAGGCGGCGUUGGAAGGUGACGAGUAUUGGCUCUCAGCAUGGAGUGGGAUAAUCACAGAAAUUCGGCUCCUGCUUAUGUUAGAAUUUAGUUCUUUCAGUAUUUGUGUUUGUCCUAGACUUUGUAAUUCUAUAGCUGAUGCCCUUGCUGAGUAUGGGAGUUGUGCCCUCAAUGAUGAUCAGGUCAUGUGGGAUGAUGUACAUCACUUUGUAGAGGGUCGAGAGGCCAGCGAUUCUGCUGCGGCCAAUGAGUAA